Rasamsonia emersonii CBS 393.64 is the source of this 1758-nucleotide messenger RNA. Its product is annotated as DNA (Apurinic or apyrimidinic site) lyase, endon uclease. Gene Ontology annotation, cellular component: nucleus; mitochondrion. Gene Ontology annotation, biological process: base-excision repair. The coding region runs from base 1 to 1758 and encodes 585 amino acids. The record is from RefSeq and is a predicted model, not a curated record. Gene Ontology annotation, molecular function: DNA binding; phosphoric diester hydrolase activity; DNA-(apurinic or apyrimidinic site) endonuclease activity. The transcript is spliced from 5 exons. NCBI's taxonomy places the organism in Eukaryota, Fungi, Ascomycota, Eurotiomycetes, Eurotiales, Trichocomaceae.
AUGCCUGCGCGCGCCUCCCGCAGAGCACCCGCUGCGGCCCCAGAACCAUUAUCCAGCACAAAUUCACCACUGAACGGUAGCAAGAAAAGAGAUAUUGAUGACAUACAGGGCGAGUCUUCCCCUCUAAGGAGGUCAAAACGAGUGAAGACGGGUGUAGGCCUGAAUCUUCCUGCAGACGAGGACGAAUCCACCAAAAGCCCUGUUGAAGACAGCAGAGCGCCUACUGACAGCCCGUCGAGAUCAAAGCGAAGGAGCGCGAGAUUUACGGAGACGCAUGUGAAGGCGGAAGAAGAGGAUCUCUCCAGGAGUGUGAAGUCGAAGCGUACAGAACGAUCAGCACUGAAAAAGUCCUCUUCCACAGAUAACAACGCCGAGGGUGUUGUCGUGGCUAAUGAAGCAGAGGAGGAGGAGAAAGAGGAAAUAAUCACAAAGAAAACGAUCUCUAGAAAGACAAAGACCACAGAAGAGAAGGAGACUGACGUGAUGGCGCUGGCCCCACGAACCCAAGGUCUGCGGAUGUUUGUGGGAGCUCACGUCAGUGCUGCCAAAGGUUCGUUAUCUUUGAAGUCCUAUCGCUGUCGAUUCCAUCAGCCGCUGCAGGCUUUAGGGAAUGCUUUUGCGCUGUUUUUGAAGUCGCAGAGGAAAUGGGACAACCCGCCACUGCAGGAUGACCAUCGAGACCAGUUUCGGAAGUUAUGUGCCGACCAUCAAUAUGACGCUUCAAAACACGUUUUACCUCACGGUUCAUAUCUGGUUAACCUCGCGCAGGAGGAUAAAGCCAAGGCUAAGCAGGCAUAUGAUUCCUUCCUAGAUGACCUCCGCCGUCCUGGUUCAGCAAAUCAGACCUCACUGUCUUCAGCCAUCUCUCGUCUCGCCAAAGCUCUGACCAAGGCGCUCUCCGAGACUUCCACCGUGACGCCUGUGUUGGAGACAAUGUGUGGCCAUGGCACCACAAUCGGGGGAUCUUUGUCUGAUUUCGCUUCCUUGCUGUCUCAAAUUCCACCCGAAUAUCAUUCUCGCAUCGGAAUUUGCAUCGACACCUGCCACAGCUUUGCUGCGGGCUACGAUCUGGUAUCUCCGGCCGGGUUCAAAGCCUUCAUGGACGAAUUUGAGAAAGUCAUUGGCCUCAAGUACUUACGGGCCCUACAUCUGAAUGACUCGAAAGCACCCCGAGGAAGCAACCGCGAUUUGCACGCCAACAUUGGAACCGGGUUUCUCGGUCUCCGGGCGUUCCAUAAUGUUAUGAAUGAGAAACGCUUUGAAGGCCUGCCCAUGAUACUAGAAACACCAAUCGAUCGACCAGAUCCGUCAUGGGUAGCUGCUAACGGCGGCAAUGCAGAGGGCAGUGACGCCGAAGCGGAAGAGUCAGAUGAAGGAAGCACCAAGAAGAAGAAGAACCAGAAAAAACCAAAGCAAAAAGCCUCUAAACCAAAGAAGGUGCCCAUGAUCGAGGACAAAUCCGUCUGGGCGCGCGAGAUCAAGCUCCUCGAGUCAUUGAUCGGGAUGGACCCGGAGAGUGCAGAAUUCCGGACCCUGGAGGCCCAGCUGGCGGAAGAGGGCAGAGCCGAAAGAGAGAAAUACCAGGAACAAUACGAGCGGAAACUCGAAGCCGAGGAGAAGAAGAGGAAGAAAGAAGCGGAGAAAUCGAGGGAGAAAGGCCAAAGAAGCCUAGUCGAUAUGAUGAAGGGACAGGGAGGAGGGAAGAAGAAGAAGAGGGGUGAUGAUGAUGCCAGUUCAGGCGGGGAAACAACAGAUUGA